Molecule: messenger RNA, 6244 nt
Organism: Xyrauchen texanus (razorback sucker)
Lineage: Eukaryota; Metazoa; Chordata; Actinopteri; Cypriniformes; Catostomidae
Product: fibroblast growth factor receptor 3-like
Exons: 18
Coding region: 430-2880 (816 amino acids)
Biological process (GO): multicellular organism development; positive regulation of kinase activity; positive regulation of cell population proliferation
Cellular component (GO): signaling receptor complex; membrane
Molecular function (GO): fibroblast growth factor receptor activity; fibroblast growth factor binding; ATP binding
Source: RefSeq, a predicted model, not a curated record
UCACAAUCGACCCAGCUGCGCAGCGGAGAAGAGCCGCUUUGCCGCUUCUUUAGAUGAUGCAGUUUAGUGUGGUUUUAAUGCAUUUGUGAACGCUUUUCAGCUGUUUAAGGACUGGACAGAGUUGGACAGCUCAAGGCUGACUUUACGUUUUUCAGAACAAUAAUUCCCUGACGCAGCCCAACGCUUGGAUUUGUAAACUUUAGUUUUUGUUUGUUUGUUUUCUGGCCCUGAAUGUAAUUCACGAACAUCUGGAGGGACCCGCAACAAAGCUUUCUCAAAGAGUCAAUCAAAAUAAUUUUUGCAACUUCGAAAAGGAUUAAUUCCAAAAAGGGAAUCUUUGGUGUGGAACCAGCAUUGUGUUGGACGGGAGUGUGUGAUUUCGUGUGUGUUGGCAGCGCUACAUUGGCAGCAUGUGUGGAACAGUGGAGGAUGUCUGAGUCUGGUCUCCGUGGUAAGGACACUCGUCCCUGUGCCCCUCUGCCCGGGAUGGUCCCGCUCUGUCUCCUCCUGUACCUUACGGCUCAUAUCUUCCCACCGGUGUACAGUGCCCGACUGCUGUCCGCAGAGCCCACAGACUGGGUAUCGAGUGAGGUAUUUCUGGAGGACUAUAUGGCAGGAGUCGGGGACACUGUGGAUCUCUCCUGCACUCCACGUGACUUCCUAGUCCCUAUCGUGUGGCAGAAAGAUGGCGACGCUGUGUCUCCUAGCAACCAUACGUGGGUGGGGCAGAAAGUGCUCCGCAUCAUCAACGUCUCCUAUGAAGACUCAGGGGUGUACUCCUGUAGACACACCCACAGCAGCAUGCUGUUAAGUAACUACACCGUCAGAGUCACUGAUUCCUUGUCCUCUGGCGAUGAUGAGGACUAUGAUGAAGAUUCGGACGAUGCAGGUAAUGGAAAUGUUCCAUACUGGACCCGCCCCGACCGGAUGGAGAAGAAGCUAUUGGCUGUUCCUGCUGCCAAUACAGUGAAGUUCCGCUGUCCUGCUGCUGGCAACCCAACGCCCACCAUCCACUGGCUGAAAAAUGGGAAAGAAUUCAAGGGAGAGCAAAGAAUGGGCGGAAUUAAAUUGAGGCAUCAGCAGUGGAGUUUGGUAAUGGAGAGUGCGGUUCCAUCUGACCGAGGGAACUACACGUGUGUGGUACAGAACAAAUAUGGCACAAUCAAGCACACUUACCAACUCGACGUGCUGGAGCGUUCCCCUCACCGGCCCAUCCUACAGGCGGGGCUCCCAGCUAAUCAGACGGUGGUGGUGGGCAGUGAUGUUGAGUUCCACUGUAAGGUGUACAGUGAUGCUCAGCCACACAUCCAGUGGCUCAAACACAUCGAGGUUAAUGGGAGUCAGUAUGGGCCUAAUGGCACCCCCUACGUCAACAUCCUUAAGACCGCGGGUAUAAAUACUACAGAUAAAGAGCUGGAGAUUCUCUACCUGACCAAUGUGUCUUUUGAGGAUGCGGGACAAUAUACUUGUCUCGCAGGGAACUCCAUUGGCUAUGCUCAUCACUCUGCCUGGCUUACAGUAUUACCAGCGGUGGAGAUGGAGAGAGAGGAUGAUUACGCUGACAUCCUCAUCUAUGUGACUGGCUGCGUGCUCUUCAUCCUGACCAUGGUCAUCAUCAUCCUGUGCCGUAUGCGUAUGAACACGCAGAAGACUCUUCCCAUGCCGCCAGUGCAAAAACUGUCUAAAUUCCCCCUCAAGAGACAGCAGGUUUCCUUGGAAUCUAAUUCUUCCAUGAAUUCAAACACCCCAUUGGUCAGGAUUGCCCGCCUGUCAUCCAGCGAUGGACCGAUGCUGCCCAACGUUUCUGAGCUUGAACUGCCUUCUGACCCCAAAUGGGAGUUUUCUCGUACAAAACUAACACUGGGAAAACCGCUGGGAGAGGGCUGCUUUGGGCAGGUGGUGAUGGCUGAAGUCAUUGGGAUUGACAAAGAGAAACCCAACAAACCUCUUACUGUUGCUGUCAAGAUGCUCAAAGAUGAUGGCACAGAUAAGGACCUGUCGGACCUUGUGUCUGAAAUGGAGAUGAUGAAGAUGAUGGGAAAACACAAGAACAUCAUCAACCUGCUGGGAGCAUGUACACAAGAUGGUCCUCUGUAUGUGCUGGUGGAAUAUGCUUCUAAAGGGAAUCUUAGGGAAUACUUGCGUGCAAGACGGCCUCCUGGGAUGGACUACUCAUUUGACACCUGUAAGAUCCCUAACGAAACUCUGACAUUUAAAGACCUGGUGUCCUGUGCCUAUCAAGUCGCUAGGGGUAUGGAGUACUUGGCCUCAAAGAAGUGUAUCCAUAGGGAUCUAGCGGCUCGGAAUGUUCUGGUUACCGAGGACAAUAUAAUGAAGAUUGCAGACUUUGGCCUGGCUAGAGACGUGCACAACAUUGACUACUACAAGAAGACCACCAACGGUCGUCUGCCCGUCAAAUGGAUGGCACCAGAGGCGCUGUUCGACCGGGUAUACACGCACCAGAGCGAUGUGUGGUCUUACGGUGUGUUGUUGUGGGAGAUUUUCACACUGGGCGGUUCACCGUACCCAGGUAUCCCAGUGGAGGAGCUCUUUAAACUGCUGAAAGAGGGCCAUCGAAUGGACAAACCUGCCAACUGCACUCAUGAACUGUAUAUGAUUAUGCGAGAGUGCUGGCAUGCUGUUCCUUCCCAAAGGCCAACGUUCAGACAGCUGGUGGAGGAUCACGACAGAGUUCUUUCCAUGACUUCUACUGACGAGUAUCUGGACCUGUCGGUACCAUUCGAGCAGUACUCUCCUACCUGUCCAGACUCCAAUAGCACCUGUUCUUCCGGAGAUGACUCUGUGUUUGCUCACGACCCCUUACCUGAUGAGCCCUGCCUCCCUAAACAUCACCACAGCAAUGGGGUCAUACGAACAUAGGCGUCCUAUAAAGGAGUGGUGCUAUAAGGGCCAUGGGGAUCUGCUUUGGAGGAAGACCUGGGACCUUUCCGUACUGGGCCAGUCUCCAUGUAGAUCCGGCACCAGUGUGGCUCUCAUGAAACGAUGAACGAGCAGCUUCAGAGGUCCAACUGUUUGCAGGUCUGAAGGAUGGAUUGUGCAACUCUUUUGGGACCUCCUUUUCUUCCAAAUUAUUAUUCAGCUUUUUGUCUUCGAAAAAAAAAUUCCUAUUUUUGUAUUCGGCCAGUUUCGUUUUUCCUUUGCGCUACACAGUCUGAAGAGAUAAACCAUUCCGUGCCUACCAAAAAAUAAACAACAAACAGACAAAUUGUUGCACAGGAAACAAAAAGAAUGAACAAACACUGUGUUACUGUGUCACAGCACAGUUCUAAAGUGGCGUUCACAGUUUGUCUUGUCAUACGUGUGAAUUCUCAUCAUGCUUAAAGAUGCAGCAAUAUCUUACUGGAGUGAAUAUUGAACCCAUGGCCAGUCUCUUCUCUCCACUCCGUUAUUUUCUCACAAAUAACUUUUUUUCAUCCUUUUGUUGUAAUGAGAAAAAUGAGAAAAGAGAGAAAGGUCUCCUAGAUGUGAGAUUUGAUUAAAAUAUAACUGUGUGCUUUGUAUGUAUCUUUAAAAAGUUUUUAUUGUAAAUAUAUAGAUAUGAAAAUGUUUCAUAUUGCAUUAAGUAGCAGUGUACUUUUGAAAAAUCAUGAAAUAAUCUAGGAACAAUGCAUUGCAAGUGAACAUACACUGUUGAGAUCAUGUAAACAUUUAAUCUUAAAAAAGCAAAACAAAAGUUUUGUUUGAAUUAACAUGUAUAUUUGUAAAGCUAUUUAUAAAAUUAAGGUUUUUAAAUGGUUUUAAGGUCUAAACUUUAGUCCGGGUUUUGAUACUGUUAUCAAAGGGGUUUCUUCUUGAGAUUUACAUUUUUGUAAGUUAUUUACCAUGGAAGUGCAACCGGUGGGUUGUACUUUAUUUUUGCUCUUUUUCUUCUUCCAUCUCUUUGUUUACAGAGACAAGAAUGUAUAAAAAAAAAUGAUUGGCAAUAUCAGCAGAGUAAAUCGAUGAAACAGAACAUGAAAUAUGUAUGGCAAAUGUUGCUUUGCUCAGUAUUAAAAUACAUGAUUAAAUGACCACAAGUGCUGUUCCUCUUGAGGACGAAAGUGGACUACUUUUAACAAAUUUUUGUAUAUUGCAAAAAAAAAUAAAAAAUUCUCCACAUUUGAGCUUCAAUGCAUGUAAUUUCUAGACACAUACUGUAAACAGUUCACUGUUGUAUUACAAAAGUAUUGGUCUUCUUUGAGGAAUGGUGCUGUGGUCCUUCUAAUCUAAUGCUAUGAUAUGAAGGAAUGCUAUGUGGUUAAAAUCUACAAUGGCAUAAAUUGUGAUAGUAAUUGCUUUAUGGUGAAACCAUAUUAUGAAAGUUUAUUGUAAGGAUGCUCUUAUUUGCUCUUUUGCUAUAUGAAAAUGUAUAAUGUUAGCUAUUUUUAGGUAAUCCUCUGGGUCUGGGUAUGUUUGCAAAGUGCCAAAAUCUUAAACUUACUCUCUUAGUUUUAUGUUAAUGCGUACAGAACCUUUAUUGCUAUUCAAUUCUAGCGUGCAUGCUUGUCAGAUGAGUGUCUGUGGCCCCAGCGAAUCUAAGCAAAAGCAUUGUGGGAUAGCUUGGUCAUGUCUCAGGGUGUCCUUAGACAAUUGCAUUCAAGCAGAAAGCUGGCAAUAAAAUAUAAUGGGAAUGAAUAAGAGGAGACAGUAGGAUGAUUCGCUUGCUGCUAAUAUGCGACAACUGUAGAUUUGAUACGAAACGACUGUAAAGAGUGAAGCAGUCUCUCCCUCCUUCUGCAAACUAUUGAAUAUUUGUACUUGUCAAGUGCCUGUGAGGGAGUUGAGUGGCUGAACAUUGUGACACAGUCUGAAUGUACAGCCACAUUAAUAAAAGAUAUAAGCAGGGUGUUUCUAAAAAUUAUAAACAAAUGAUUUGUUUGGCACUUUGUUACCUUAAAGGGACAGUUCACCCAAAAAAAAAAAGAUUGUCAUAAUUUACUCACCCUCAUGUUGUUCCAAACCCAGGAGACUGACAUUCUCUCAUGGAACACAAAAAGAUAUGUUAGGUAGAAUGUUAGCCUCAAUCACCAUUCACUUUCAUUGCAUUGUUUUUCCAUACAAUCUAAGUGAAUGGGUUCCGAUGUGUGUGGGAAGAAGUGAUGACAGAAUUUUCAUUUUUGGGUAAAUUGACCCUUUAGUUCUCAGAUUGGAUUUUCAUACAUAUGGGUUAUUUAGUCUUCUUCCAGCUGAGGGACAUCAAGUUCUGGAUACAGUGUUUUGCCGUUUGUCUGCUAUGUGUGUAUGGAAUUUUUGGUUUAUUGUUUGGUGUGGGAUGGCAAGGCAAGUAUUCAGUCUUGACUUUCUCUUUUGUACAACUUAUAACCUCUGGCUCACCUCUUUUUCCCCUUUGUGUCCUCUGCUCUACUACUGAUCACUCACUUGCAUUGUUUCAAACAUAUCAAAACAAUGUUGCUGGUACUUUUUCCUCCUCAAUGAAAAAAAUCUACAUUAUUUAUUUCCUUGUAUUUAUGUUUUAUUUUAUUAGUUUUUUGUCUUUAUCCUUUAAAAGUCAAUUUAUUUUCAUGACCUUAAUGUUGUUUUAUUUUUAUUCAAAUGGUUGGCAUUCCUUGAUGCUUGUGUAUUUUAGGAUUGAGGUAGAGCCAUGAUGCAUUUAGGGGUUGAAGAAGGUUUUCUUUAAUGUUUACAUUAACUUCCAUACAGUUUCAAGGACAAUGUUUUCCCAGCACUUUUAAAGUGGCUGCAUGAUAAGCAAUACUGGUGUGGUGUCAACACUUUCAUUAAUUUUACACUCAUAUGUUUUUUUUUUUCUUAAGCUCUAUUUGAUAGUGCCGUUCAGCUCUUAUUAGAAUUAAAAUAUUAAAUUAAGUUAUAGAUUUAAAUUUGCAAAUUACUGUUAUAUGAGUAGAUUAUAUCUAGGUUUGUGUGUUUCUUGUUUUAAUAGGGAUGAAAGCUACUUUACAAUUUUUCCUACAAAAAUAAUUGCAUUGCAUUCCUGUUAGAUUUAUUUUUCUUCAUGUGGUGAGGUUAUAUGUUUGCAGAAUUAAAGUACCCAAGUCAUUCAACCUACAUUUUCAUCACUCUCUGUGUAACAAAAGAAUGGAAUGGUUUACUAACAGUGUUUUUUUAUAAGUUUUUUUUCUUUUCCAUAUCUCUGUAUCUCUGAAACAUUCCAUUCUAUUUCAGUUGUGCCCCAUACCAGCUGUUAAACCACUUUACACUCUAUCAGUCUGUGCCUGACGGAAUUAUGCUGUCAAAAAAAACGUUUUCAAUAAACACAACAAAA